Molecule: messenger RNA, 2032 nt
Organism: Periconia digitata
Lineage: Eukaryota; Fungi; Ascomycota; Dothideomycetes; Pleosporales; Periconiaceae
Source: the annotation of a GenBank genome assembly
UGACUGCUCAAGUACAGGUGGUGGUCCUCCGAGCAGUGCAUUACAUACAUCCUAUAAAUGUACAAUACAUACCUGUCGGCGCUCGGGCCACCAUACUAGCGCGCCGUCUAAGAAACUGUCUCCCUCCAAACAACCACAGUGAUAAGACGUGCUCUGCUCUCCGGCCUCCAUCUUCAUCCGCACACCACAAAGUCAACCCCCACUACUCGCAGUCGAACCCUCUUCGCAGUUACCGUUUACUGCGGAUACAGGUCACUUUUCUUUAUUGCCAGCUUUCCUUUGACCAGGCUCCUCGCGCGCCAGACAAAAACCCGCGACCUAGGCGCACUUACCCGUCGCCACUCCAUCUCUCCCUUUAUCUCGAAGCCUGUUGCUACAAAGACCGCCUGGUACCCAGCUGCACAGCCGCUCUACCCACCCCGACACUAUCAACAUGGAGGAGUUUGCGGCUGGCUCGCCCCUCUCGAGGGAGCUGCAGCUUCUUGUCCAACCCAAGCUCGCCGAGUGUGGAUGGACCACGGGCGGCGAUGACACUACUCUAUUCGACUACAUUCUUCUCAUGCUUGCGAACGACAAGAACGAAGCGCAAGUCGCCUCUGAGCUUUCCAACGAUCUUCUUGAUCUGGGCCCGGAAAAUGUCGAGACACAGCAGUUUGCGCACUGGUUGUUCGAGAAAAUCGAUACCCUCCGCCAACAGCUGAACGGCGGCAAUGCCGCUGGCAAUGCCCAGAUCGCGCAUGCCGAUCAAAAUCGCAUGGACGACGCCCCCAAUGAUGCUCCCGCAAAUGCGCAGGACACGGAAAUGGAGGGCACCGCAGAGACUUCGUCAGGUAACAUUCCUACUGGACCCAAAGCAAUGCGCAACGGCAGUGGCCCUAAGCCCGCGCGCGGUGGUCGCAUGCUCAAUCAAAUGAACAAGUCUAUGAACCGGCAUGAUGAUUCCGCCUUGCAUCGCGUUCGGGGGUCGCAAGGUACAGGUCGCGUCGGAAACGCCCGUGAACCACCAAAAGGACCCCGCAACGGAUCGCAAGUUGGACGCGGGCUCGAUGCUCUUGCCGGCGGCAGGGGCAUGAACAACAUGAACUUGGUACCCGGCAACGCCAACAACGGAAUGAGCAACAUGAACGCAAUGCCUGGAAUGCCCAUGGCUGGUGGCAUGGGGCAGAACAACAUGCCCGGCAUGCUCAAUCCUUCACAGCAGAUGGCUCUCAUGAGCAUGUACGAGCAACAGGCGACCAUGAUGCAGCAAAUCUUUGCCGGCCAGGUCCCCACAAACUUCCCCAACCCCUCGUUUCAACCAAGGGGUGGUAAGAAAUCCCAGGGCUCUAACCGCGGCGGUCAUCAAGGAAACAAGCACAACAUGCCUGCGUCCUCCAAAUUCCCCAAGAAAGAAGGACAGGAUGAUGUCAUGACCGACGACACUGCUGCUACAGAGAACGGAACUGCGCAGGAACCUGAAACACCACGCCGCGACCCAUCUAUGACUGUUUGUGUUUUCAACACACGAUGCGCAAAGGCCGAAUGCCCGUACGUGCACUCGUCUCCAGCCGCGCCUCGAGGAAUCACCCUGGAUAUGAAUGUGACAUGCGAGUAUGGCGUAGCCUGCAAGAACAGCAAAUGUGUGGGCAAACACCCUUCUCCUGCUCAGAAGCAACAAUAUCAAGCGGAACAAGAUUGCGUCUUCUAUCCAAACUGUCGCGAUCAGAAGAACUGCCCGUAUAAGCACCCCACUGCGCCCGUCUGUCGCAAUGGUGCCGACUGCACGACGCCAAAUUGUUUAUUCUAUCACUCCAAAGUCAUGUGCAAAUACAACCCUUGCACUCGACAAGGAUGCCCUUACAAGCAUGAGGAGGGUCAGAAGCAGGGAGCUGCGAAAAGCAAUGUCUGGGUUGCGCCGAAGAAUGGAGGAGAGGCGAACACGGAUCAUGUGAGCCAGAGGAGAUUUAUAGACGAGAGCAAGGAGGAGGAGCCAAUUAUCCCGGACAAGACACAGCAGCAGUCGAACACGGAGAUGGUAGAAGCAGCAUUGUAA